Molecule: messenger RNA, 1143 nt
Organism: Fusarium sp. VM40
Lineage: Eukaryota; Fungi; Ascomycota; Sordariomycetes; Hypocreales; Nectriaceae
Source: the annotation of a GenBank genome assembly
AUGGCAUCCCACGAUAACCUCCCCUCGGUUUCCUCCCCAUCUCUUAUUCUUACACACCCCACUGACUCUGAACGAGAGCGAGUAUGGAAGGGAACUCAUCCUCACUGGGGCCCCGCUCUGACUAUGGAAGAUUACAUUGCUCGCGAGUACAACAACUUGGAAGCUCCACUCGCUCGAGAUGGUGGUGUGACGUGCUGGAUCUUGACUGAUGGUAAUCUGAAGCCAGACGACAGACCCAUUCUCUCAUCUUGUGAGACGUACAAGAAGAGGGCUCUCGUUUCCAGCAAAGAUGGCCAUGUAAGGGAUGGAACUGCUCAUGGUGUAGCCAGCGUCUUCACGUUCCCUGAAUGCCGUGGCAAGAGAUAUGCCAGUAAGAUGAUGUCUCUGUUGGCGAACGAGUUUCGAGGAAGACAGCAAAAGAACGAAGGAGAUGCCGACUUCUCUGUCCUCUGGUCAGAUGUAGGCCCCAAGUUCUACAACGCUGUUGGAUGGAAGCCCUUCGAAAGCAACCAUCUUGAGUUUCCUGUCGCCGAAGCCGUCUCCAUCGUGGAUGCGUCCGUAAAGCCUAUCACUCUCGGUGAUAUCUCAGAUCUCGCAGCUCGAGACGAGGAGCUCCUUCGGGCAAGAAUCUCAUCACCAUCUUCUCAAACCAGAGCCGUUGUUGUUCCCGACGCAACCACUCUUCGCUGGCAUAUCCACCGAGAGAACUUCAUGUGCAAGCACAUCUUUUCUCGUACGCCUACAGUCCACGGUGCCGUAUACACUCCACCAGACACCCCCAACUCGAGAAUCUGGGCUGUCUGGACCGGUAGCUUCUAUGGUAUGCUUGACAAGCCCGAGAAGAACAUCCUUCGUAUUGUCCGUUUGGUGGUUGAAGAUGAGAAUGUCUCAGAUGAGGCACUUGCAAAGGGUAUCCAGGCUAUCGCUAGCUCUGCUCAGAAAACAGCUAAGGAGUGGUCAUGCUCUAAAGUUGAAAUUUGGAACCCUGAGGAUCGUGUAAGAAGGACCGCGGAAGGCAUACAAUCUUUGGGAACUAAGUUUGUUGUGAGAGAAAACGACAGUAUUUCCAGCUUGCAAUGGUUCGGAAAGGACUCUGACCAGGACGUCGAGUGGGUUGCUAGCGAGAAGUUUGCCUGGUGUUAA